CACACAGAAUCAGUGCUUCUCCAGUUGUCGGAGUAAGGUGUAUACUGAGGAAGUCCCUGUUAUCUGUGUAUAAACAACGUUAUUUGACUGAAGUUUUGACAUUUAAGGUAUUCUCAACAAUGUUUCAUACUGCUGCUGCCUGCAAAUGAUAGGGGAAUCAAGGGAAGUGAGGCAUAGCUACGAGAUAACGGAAAGUGUGGACAGAAGAUGCUGCUGCCUCGGAGAUGGUUGGAGUGAAGAUGGGGGAGAGAAAGUUGAUCCAGAAGCGGUGUUUAGCAGUGCAGCUCUUCAAGAAGGAAGUGACCAUCUCCUCGCCUGCCAGUUGUGACAGCAGUAGUGGAGACACUGCCACGCCUGUCAAUGAUCCAUCCACAGCCACUCCAGCAUCCACCAACCAUCAGGAUGGUCUGCACCUCUUUCGGGUGUGGCAGGCAGCCAAUGUGGCAUGCACCUGGGACAAGGAGUUGGUGGAAGCAGCAAGAGCUGUGCAGUACCUGGGCCACUUGGUGGGUGGAAUAGUAUUAGUUGGGGGACCUGCCAGUGCCCUGGCCACUAUCUCCUUGGCAUGGUCCAGGUCACUGCUUGCAGCACCUCCAGGAUACUCACUAAACAUGCUGGGAGAGGUUCAUGGGUGGAAUGUAGCAGUUGUGCCUCAGGGUCAGUUCACCCCACUGGCAGAUGCUCUUUGCUGGGUGGUACACCAUCUCACCAGGGAAGGCUGCAAGGCAGGGGCUGAGGCUGUGAGGGAAGCCCUGGAGUCCUCCUUCCCUACCAUGAUGUCACCUUCUCCUUCCCAUGUGCAUGCCACUCUUUCCAGUCUCAUCCAACAGUGUAAAGUGUACUAUACUGGAGCUACUUAUGGCAUUGUCCAGCCAGGCACGUACCUUCCCUCAAUAACACCAGGGGAUGAAGCUCCAGUCUUGGCCAAGGAAGGUUUUGUCAGUGUUGCUGCUCAGACAGACUUGGCUGAAUUGAUCACUGGGGCUGCUCAUGCCUCAGACACAGUCAUUAUUCCCACUUUAUCAGAUGAAUUGAGUGGCAGGAAGCUGAAGGGAACCCUGGACACAAUGCAUCUGAGUCACCACCAACUUCAUCGCAUCCACCACUACAGUUCUGGUCGUGCUGCCUCACUCAGGCUAUCCCCAACAAGAGUCUCUCUCCUGGCCUCUCACUAUGCUGCUGCUGCUGCCAUUACUGCCGUCCAUACCUACCAGGCACAAGACUUCUCAGACAUCAGCAUUAGAGGGGAGCGAGGCUCAGUGUUCAGCAAGCUUCUAAGGGUUCCUGGUCGACGCCGCAUUGUCUCCUUUGCUGCUCAGUUUCCUCCACCUGAGUGGAGUGACAGUCACGCCCCUGUUGUCCACCUCCACUCUGUAGCCGUCCAAACCUCCAAUCAGCAGGGUGAGGUCAAAGCUUGGCACGUGUCAGCCUCCCAGUGGACCCCUCGGUCUGCCACACUUCCUCGCCGCCUCAGACGCCCCCAUUCCUCUACUCCACCACUUCCUGAGAGUCAACACUCCUCCCCAAUUCCUAGGGGGUUCACCUCUCUACUCCAUGUUCACACAUCACCUCAGCUGGGGGCUUCUCGCUCCCACAGUCGCACUGAGAGGAGGUGCAGAACUCAGAGGUAUCAAUCGCCAGUUCACCAGAGAAGUGAGAGUAGAAGUUGUCAUUCAUCAAGCAGUGAAGACAUUGCAGACCACAGACAUGUGUUACCACCAGUCAUUCAGAAUUUCAAUAGCAAGGGAAACCAGUCAGAUAAUAUAGGUCACAGAAAUAAAGAUUCAGCUGUAGUUUCUACUAAUAUGGUAUCCAAAGUCAGUUAUAAGCAUCAGUCUCUAGAUCCAUCAAAAUCUGAAGAAAGACUCUUAGAAGUGUUGCAAGAUUGUCAUGUGACAGGUGACAAGAAUGAAACUCCUGUUGGAAGGCAACAAAGUUCCAGACAGAAACAUGAGAGAGUAGGCCAUAGGUGUCCCACAAGCCAUCCUGCACAUAACAAACAUGCUAAAUCAAAAAAACAUAAACCUCCUGAUGGGAAAUUUGAAAAAAAUCAGCAAGCUGGAAAUUCAAAGCCAUCUGUAGAAAAUCAUGUUCAUGUUGGUACUGAGGGUGAUAGCACACCUAAUGGCAAGAAGACAAGCAAGAAAACGGGAGAGCCACCCCAGACUGAAAAUGGCAAAGAGAAGCAUCAGUAUCAGCGAUCAAGUCUUCAUCUAGAUCUCACCUCAGAUCACAUGAACAACUGCCGAAAGGUGAUAGCCUCACCUCAACGGCCUCAUGGCCUAACCACUAAUGUUCUUCAUCAAACUCCUGACAUUCAGCACAUCACUAAAGGUUCUACACCUGAUUUGACCUCAAGAAAUAUGAGGUAUCAGGAUGUUGAGAAGUGUCACAAAAAGAUGUGUAGCCAAACACUUGACCAGGUGCAAAGGCCAGAGACUUACGUCGUUCAUGGUGGGAAACAGGUAACCUCUCCAGGAAGUACUGAGGAAGGAGAGGUUGGACAUGAUAAAAAGUCUGUUAGCACUUACCCGAGUUUGUCUGAGUUGAAUCUGACCUUUAGUUCUUUGGCAGCACAGAAGAUACUGAGUGGUGCUAGUGUCAACAGUUUGGACACAUUGGCAGAAGUGAAUCUGGCAGCCCUGAAACGCAACACAAACACUGUGGCAUCAGCUCUUACAAAUACUGAUCUUGGGUUUGUGUGAGGUAGACCUUCAGGACCUAUUUGUAAGACAAGCCCUGUCAACAUAUUGCUUUACUUGGAUAUUAUUGCAGCAAAUUUUAUAUAUUUUUUUUUAUUUGUUUUGUUUUCUACGGUAAGGCCUAUAGUGCCUGUAGGCACACUUGAAGAGUGUAUGGGAAGCGCUGUUCAGCUUCUGCCCCGUUAGUGGUGCAGGCAAUU
Portunus trituberculatus (swimming crab) is the source of this 2902-nucleotide messenger RNA. RefSeq lists its product as uncharacterized. NCBI's taxonomy places the organism in Eukaryota, Metazoa, Arthropoda, Malacostraca, Decapoda, Portunidae. The transcript has 7 exons. Gene Ontology annotation, biological process: positive regulation of transcription by RNA polymerase II. Gene Ontology annotation, molecular function: DNA-binding transcription activator activity, RNA polymerase II-specific; RNA polymerase II transcription regulatory region sequence-specific DNA binding. The record is from RefSeq and is a predicted model, not a curated record. Gene Ontology annotation, cellular component: cytoplasm; nucleus. Bases 225 to 2705 code for a protein of 826 amino acids.